AUCAUUAUUGCUUUGUGCUAUACCAUAAGCAUCCAAUGACUUGUUCCACGCCGUUGACUCAGAUUAGCAUAUCAGAAGACUUUUUUUGAGGCCUGAAAUACUGAAGAGUACUAGUACUUGAUGUAACAUUUUGCACUUGCAAGUUGCAAGUGACUAAUCAAUCUCAAGGUCUAGCAAUCCCACUGAGUAUAUUCAGCUGCUCAGAUCCAGCUUCCUGCUUCUAUAAUUUCUCUGAUCUAUUUUCCGUCUCUCGCGUGCUCAAAGGCAAGGAAUAAUCAUGGUUGGUCUAGCUGACAUUCCAUGUGUGGGAAGAGCUGUGGACAGAAUAUCUGAAGCUGCAGUCGAAGCUGUGUUUGGUCGACUGCGUUACAUAUUUUGUUAUAAGGGUCUUCUUAAGGAUCUGGAUUCCGAACUCGUGACACUUAAAAUUGAGGAGGUCAGGCUAUCCAGAAAAGCUGAUGAAGAACGAGCUAAUGGGAAAAAACUCGAGGAUCAUGUAUCGAAGUGGCUGAAUGAUGUCGAAAAAGUCCAAGACACUGCAAAAGAGUUUCCGGAGAUGGAUAAAUAUAAACUUUCAUGGAGGUUCAUCCACUGUUUGCCAGUGCCAAACCCUGUCUCGCGGUUUAGACUGGGUAGAGAGGCUGUACAGAAGACCAGCAGAGUAAUUCAACUCACUGAUUUUGGAAAGGAGCUUCUGGCAAAUGAGAUUGCAUAUCUUCCGCAAGUCGAGAAUGUGCCAAAAUCUGAUGGUGCAUUCCGAGAUUUUCAAUCUAGAAAAGAUGCUUAUAGAAAGCUCUGGGAUGCACUCGUAACUGAAGGCAGUCCUUCAAUCCUUGGCAUAUAUGGAAUGCCAGGAGUUGGCAAAACUCGAAUCAUGGAACAAAUUUGGGUAGAGGCCAAAGAGAAGGGGAUCUUCAACAAGGUUGCGCGAGCAAAUGUUAGCAGUGAAAAGUUGGAUGUAAUAAGAUUACAAAACGACAUUGCGGGGUAUUUACAUUGCCAUUUUGAAUCGCAAGAUAACGUGGACCAUAGAGCUUCUCAGCUGAAAAAUAGUUUAAUAAAUGGGGGCAAGAUCCUUGUUAUAUUAGACGAUGUAUGGAGGGAGAUACCUUUAGAUAUUAUUGGCAUUUCGUUUGAUGAUGGCAGUAGCUCCAAAGGUUGUAAGAUCCUCUUCAUAUCUCGAGAAGAAGAUGUCUGCUUGCGUAACAAUUGUAAGCAACCUGUCAAGAUUACGCCUUUAUUAUUCAACGAAGCGUGGGAUCUGCUCAACAACACUGUUGGUACUGGUAAGAUUGAUUCUCUUCGGGACGAAUCCCUGGCAAAAAAAGUGUGCAAUAAAUGUGCGGGGUUACCACUCAUCAUUCAUGCAGUUGGGAAAUCACUGAAAUUCAUGUCUUACAAUUUAUGGAAGGAUGCACUUGAACAACUUGAAAAUUGCGAGAUUGAAAACGUACCUGGAAUAGGUCCAGAAGUAUAUGCUUGCUUAAAAGUGAGUUUUGAUAACUUAGUUGAAGAUGCAAAGCCAUGUCUCUUGUUGUGUUCUCUAUUCCCUGAAGAUGCUGAAAUUCCUAUCAAGACACUGAUCCAGUUAGCAAUAGGAUCGCAGCUUGUACACGGUGGAAGAUCAAGAGUACCUGCUAUGGUUGAUAUUCUCAAGUCUUCCUCGUUGUUGCUUGAAAGCAAGUACGAUGAACAUUUUAAACUGCAUGAUAUCAUCAGAGACGUAGCAAGAUCAAUAGCUGUCAAAGACCCAAAAUAUGCAUUUUUAUUUCUAAGAUGUGGCUCGCAGUUGCCUGCUAAUAGUGAUUAUGAUUAUGGUACACGGAAAGUAUUACAUUUGCAGAUAGAGAAAAAUGACUUUCGUUUCAGGGAUGAUCUGGUGUGCCCACUGCUGCAUACAUUGUCUUUACGAUCAGCCGACCAGGGGCCUUAUAAGAUCUAUAUACGGAACUUCUCAGGGAGCGCGUUCAUAAAUCUCAGAUAUCUGGUGCUCAUGAAUUUUUCUUUGUUGCGUGAGUUUUCCCUUCAUUCCUUAGGUAAACUUAGGACGCUUUUCUUAGAUCAGUGUGACAUAACUUACAUUGGUGAAACAGAGGUUAAUUUUUUUCCAGAAAACCUAGAAACUCUUUGCAUUGGGGAUUGUCAACUCCCAGUAAGGCUAACUUUACCAAACCUGAAAUAUCUUCGAAAGCUUGAAAUCAUUGGAAAGAUAGGUGAAGUGACAUUUGUGCCAAACACAAUAUCGAGUCUAUCUAGUCUAGAAGAAUUGCAUGUACCUAAUGGAUUUAGCAUUUGGGAUGAUGCAGCACCUCGAUUGGAGCCCAUAUGGGAUGAGAUUAGUAAAUUGACUCGUCUUACAAGUUUACAGAUUCUUUUCAAUGAUUUCGAGUCUUCUCAAGAUGCAACUGUAUUUUCUAGUUUACUUGAAUAUAAUAUAAGUAUGGGUUUAAGGCGGAACCAUUCACCUGUUUCAUUAAAGAAAUUAAUCCAGCUGACCGGCUAUCAGUUAGAAGUUUUCCAAAGUCUGAUGGGGAGGGCUGAAGAAGUGGUACUCUGGAGGGCCAUGGAUGUUAAAUUGAGUAGCAUCUGCAGUAGCAACAGAGAAGCAUUUGCAGACUUAAGAAACAUGUCCAUUGUAGAAUGUGACACGAUGGAGUAUCUAGUAAAGAUAUCACAAAAUGAGAUUCAGCAUAUUCAUCAGUGGGGGACAUCUUUCUCUAACCUAAUCAUUCUAGAAAUUAAAAAUUGCUCUGCAAUAAAAUACCUCUUCUGCAACUCUGUUGCAAUAUGUCUUGUGCAACUUCAAGAACUCCGCAUAGGGGGUUGCCCUGUGAUGGAAGCAAUCGUAAUAAAUGAAGGCACAAGUAAUGAAGAAUUCAUAAAUUUUCCCAAAUUAAAAUCACUGACUCUAUUAGAAGUGCCAAGACUCACAAGUUUCUACAGGGAAAAUAAAGAAAAGCAUUCCUUUUCAACAUCAAGAACGGAAAACUCAGUUCAUCAACCUCUGUUUGAUGGAAUGGUUGCAUUCCCUUCCAUAGAAGAAUUGCACAUUGAGGAUUUGGAAGAUACAACUGAUAUUUGGGGUGACCAUUACUUAAAUAACAACGAAUCCUCCUUUUGCAAACUAAAGAGCCUCGAGGUUUCUGACUGUGAGAAACUGGAAAUCUUAAUUCCACUUGCCAUGUUGCCUAGGCUGCGGAAUCUGGAAUUCUUAGGUGUAUAUUCUUGUCACACACUUAUCUCUGAAGUUGGCACUUAUGUCAGCAACAUAGUGGUACGCCCACUAGUAGCAUUAAGUGAAAUGGUUCUAGAAGAUUUGCCUUGUUUGACAGAGAUAGGAUUGAACUCGAGGGACCAAUAUGGAUCCAUGACUUUGUAUCCUAAUCUCAAAAAACUAAGAAUAUCGGAUUGCAAUAGCCUGAGAAAUGUGUUUCCAUCUUCCAUUGCCAGAGAUCUGACACACCUUGAGAAAUUGGAAGUACUAAGUUGCAAUAUGAUGAAAGAGAUAAUCGGGGAAGGUCAAGAAGAAAUCAGUAAUGUCAUUGUGUUCCCUGAGUUGAUGGAUUUACGGCUAACUGGUUUGCCAAAUUUGACCAGCUUUUGGUCAUACCACAGUGGAGAAGCUAAGACCUAUAAGCUUGAAUUCCCCAACAUGGUGGAUUUUGAACUUAGAGGUGGGGAAAUUAACUUGGAAGCGAUAGAGUUGGGCAGAAACGAUUCAACUUGUCAACUAAUGAGUCUAGACAUUAGUUGUGAAAAGGAGAUAAAACUUCCAAGUAAAUGGCAACUUCAAUGCUAUAAUCUAGAAAGACUGACAUUGAGACAGUACAGCUGGUGGCAUGAGCUGAAAUCUCAAUGUUUCUGUAGAUUAAAGGUGCUUAGAGUUAUUGAAUCUGGAUGCUCUACUCUCUUCUCAUUUUCAGUGUUUAAAAGUCUACAACAACUUCAAGAAAUAGAAAUAUCAAAUUGUGGUUUAUUGGAAGAAAUUGUGGAGGGUGGUGCAAGGGCUGAUGGAGCUUCUAACACAGACAAGAAGACUAUAACACUCUUUCAUCUGCAAUCUAUUAUUCUUGUAGGUUUGCCGAAUCUUAAUAGUUUUCUACACAGUGUAAACUAUGAGUGCCAUAUGCCAGCUUUAAAGGAGGUGAAAGUUAAAAGUUGUGGACUCUUCGCUCUUUUCACAUCCUCUGUCUUUAGGAAUCUCCAACAACUCGAAAAGUUAGAAGUAUCGAAUUGCAGAUUGUUGGAAAACAUUGUGGAGGAUGUAAAGGAAGAUGAUACCUUGGACAUCGCUGACAACAUGAUCACACUCUUUCGACUCUCAGCGGUUGUUCUUAGAGAUUUGCCCAAUCUCAAAAGUUUCAGUCCCUCUUCAAGACAUGCUUUCAAUAUGCCCAAACUAUAUAUCUUUCGUCUGUUUGGCUGUCCCCUUGUACAGAAUUUCACGCCCUUGAAAACGACCACAGGAUCAGUAUAUGGGUACGAUGGAGAAAAAUUUCCAGACCUGAACGAUUACAUAAGACAAAAUCAUAGAAGAGGGGGUAAUUUCAGUGACAGUGUUGGAGAAUCUAGUUAUGGUAAUAAGGAAAUAGAAAUUUUAGCCAUGUAAAAUUUUUGGAAUAGACUAAACUUAUGCCAAUUGAUUGGUCAGUUCAGGCUUGUAAAAUUUUAGGUUUGAGUUCAGAACAA
Messenger RNA from Daucus carota subsp. sativus, 4689 nucleotides. Its product is annotated as probable disease resistance protein At5g63020. Gene Ontology annotation, molecular function: ADP binding. The transcript has 4 exons. The record is from RefSeq and is a predicted model, not a curated record. The coding region runs from base 278 to 4609 and encodes 1443 amino acids. NCBI's taxonomy places the organism in Eukaryota, Viridiplantae, Streptophyta, Magnoliopsida, Apiales, Apiaceae.